Molecule: messenger RNA, 555 nt
Organism: Nicotiana tabacum (common tobacco)
Lineage: Eukaryota; Viridiplantae; Streptophyta; Magnoliopsida; Solanales; Solanaceae
Source: RefSeq, a predicted model, not a curated record
AUGGUAGAAGUCACCUCUGAUGUCUCUCCAUCAACUGUGGCUUUAGCAGCAGCUGCUCGUCAAACGGGAGGUAAAGUCGUCUUUAUUAUUCCGGAACAAAAAUUGGACAAGACGCAGAAAGUGAUUGAAGAAACAGGGCUAAAUGACAUGGUAGAAUUCAAGACAGGGGACCCUGUUGAUGUCUUGCCUAACUACGAGAACAUCGACUUCUCUCUCGUUGAUUGCAAGACAGAAAACUACGACAAGUUGAUUGAAAAACUCGAUGGUAAUCCCGAAAGAUCAGUUGUAGUCACAAAUAAUGUAGAAAGGAGAAAAGGGGUUAGAGGAAAAUUGAAAAAAGUGGAGAAUGAGGUUAAAAUAUAUUCAACAAAGCAUCAUAUAGGUAAAGGUUUAGAGGUUACCAUGAUAGAAAGAAGCAGAUUAGGAAGUCAUAGUCAUGGUCAUCAAAGAGGAGAAAAAAAGAGGGGUAAAGUGAAAUUGAGUGAAAAAAGCAAAUGGGUAUUUGAAGUUGAUGAAAAAAGUGGUGAAAAACAUAUAUAUAGGACGAAAAAAUGA